Molecule: messenger RNA, 315 nt
Organism: Striga asiatica
Lineage: Eukaryota; Viridiplantae; Streptophyta; Magnoliopsida; Lamiales; Orobanchaceae
Source: the annotation of a GenBank genome assembly
AGUCCGUUUUCGGAGGAGGGCCGCUCGUCGGGCCUCGAUCCUCUGGCGGAGAAAGGUCCGUUUUUCGGCACGAGUCCAUUGGACGAUCUCCUUGCAGAGGGAGAUUUGGAGGUCGGAUGUGCCGGGGAUUUUGGCCACGGCAUCGAUUAUGACGCGGACGAUCUUGGCCGUCUUGGCCUUGGGGAUGAGGGAGAAGAAAGGCCGGAGCUUGGUCAGGAGGCUCUGGAGGUCGUGGGCCCGGCCAUCCUUCCUGAGGAGGUCUGCAAGGUUGUUGAUGGCUUGUUCUUUGAUGCGCAGGGCCUCGGGGGAGGAUGA